AGUGUUACACAGAUAAGGCUUUAUAGAUACCAAUGAAUAAUCAAAGAAUCCUCAAACCCCUUUACCAACUAACCAACCACCAAUCAAAAUCCAAGUUCACCCCUCUGCUACCAUUCAACACCAAAGGAGACAGGCAAGGCUCUCACGUGACCGCGGCUUACUUAAGCAGACGCUGCCUCUCAAAUCACGGCAUUUGCAUCAACGAUUCAGUCGUGGCGACACGAGGAAUCACCAAAAAAAUCACCAACUCUCGAAAAUCAACCACAAUGCCUGCCAACGGCGAACUGGACAACUUCUACGAGGUGCUGGAAGAGCCGGCGUCUUACAGCGACGCCGUAGCGUCAUCUAGCGACGACGAGCAAGUGGUGUGUUCGAAGAACGAAGAAACAACGAAAAAGAUAAGUCAGUAUACCGCCAAAGCUACAUUCGAAAGCAUGCCGAACAGAAGGGACCACGAGGACUUCAUCAGGAAGGCGGUGGAAAUCAUCCUGAAAGAUGCCGUUUUCGAAGGAACCAACCGCAAAAAUCCAGUUUUGAACUUCGUCAACCCAGAGGAGUUGGAAUCGCUGAUCAACUUCAAGCUAAAAUCAACUCCAGGCAGUCACGAAGAACUUCUCGGCAUCGUCAAAGACACAAUCCAGUACUCCGUGAAGACCGGCCAUCCCUACUUCGUCAACCAGUUAUUCUCUUCGUUGGACCCCUAUGGAUUAAUUGGGCAAUGGUUGACAGACUCCCUUAACCCGACAGUUUACACCUACGAAGUCUCCCCUGUUUUUACGCUUAUGGAGGAAACUGUCCUGAAGGAAAUGAGACAAAUUGUCGGUUUCAAAAAUGGCGAUGGUGAUGGUAUUUUUUGUCCCGGUGGUUCUAUGGCCAAUGGGUAUGCCAUCAGUUGUGCCAGAUACAAGUUCAUGCCAGAAAUUAAGCAAAAAGGCCUCCACGCUCUUCCCAGAUUAGUCCUAUUCACUUCCCGAGAUGCUCACUAUUCCAUCAAAAAAUUAUCCUCAUUCCUCGGCAUCGGUACUGAUAACGUUUACGCCAUCAACACAGACGAAAAAGGAAAAAUGGACAUGAAACAUUUAGAGGAAGAAGUCGAAAGAUCUAUUAAAGAAGGUGGCGCCCCCUUUAUGGUGAGCGCAACAUCAGGGACGACCGUCAUCGGUGCCUUCGAUCCUUUAGAAAAAAUCCACGAAAUCUGUCAAAAAUACGGUAUGUGGAUGCACGUGGACGCCGCGUGGGGUGGAGGGGCUUUGAUGUCGAAAAAGCACAGAUAUCUCUUGAAAGGAAUCGAAAAAGCUGAUUCAGUGACAUGGAAUCCACACAAAUUGUUAACAGCUCCACAACAAUGUUCGACAUUACUUUUAAAACAAGACGGAAUUUUAUCUGCAAUGAAUUCAGCUAAUGCGACAUAUCUUUUCCAGAAGGACAAAUUUUAUGAUACAAAAUAUGACAUUGGUGACAAACACAUUCAGUGCGGCCGCAGACCGGACGUGAUUAAAUUCUGGUUCAUGUGGAAAGCCAAGGGUACUUCCGGUUUCGAGCAGCAUAUCGACAAAGUCUUUGAAAACGCCAAGUUCUUCACCGAUACAAUCCGCGAGCGGGAAGGCUUCGAAAUGGUCAUCCCGGAACCGGAAUGCACCAACAUUUGUUUCUGGUACGUCCCCCCCUCCCUGCGAAACCGGAAAUCCGACCCGGACUACCAAGACAAAUUGCACAAGGUCGCGCCGAAGAUUAAGGAGAAAAUGAUGCGCGAAGGAACCAUGAUGGUCACCUACCAACCUCUAAGGGAAACGCCCAACUUCUUCAGGAUUGUCUUCCAAAGUUCCGGUCUCAACAAGUCGGACAUGACGUAUUUGAUCGAAGAGUUCGAGAGAUUAGGACGUGAUUUGUAAAAUUUAGUUUUAGUCGCUUCUAUCUGUAGAUAUGUAUAUUUAUUAUUAAUUAUUUAUAAAGUUAUUG
This is a messenger RNA of Brassicogethes aeneus, 1959 nucleotides long. NCBI's taxonomy places the organism in Eukaryota, Metazoa, Arthropoda, Insecta, Coleoptera, Nitidulidae. The record is from the annotation of a GenBank genome assembly.